AUGAGGGCAAGCGCACCUCAGCUCGCUCUGCUCAACAACGCCCAAGGCACCUUCGAUGCCGCCCGAUGCGAGAUGGCUCGGUUGCGCGAGGAGCCAUGGUACGAGUGGUGGAAGUGCAGCAGCGGCGCCGCCUACAUCGCAUCAGCUGGCGUCACCGCCGUGAAGGCUAUCAAGAUCCGUAUCGGAGAGCUUGUAGCCUACGACGUAUCCCAUAACAUCAGCGGCGCCAUCGCCUCGCUCAAGAAACUGCUGUCGUCUGGCGUCAUGUGUCCAGGCGUGACGGUCCAGCAAGGCCGCGCUCAGCCCUUUGCGCGGGCAGCCGACCCGACGGUUCUCUUCGCGACUGUGGCUUCGCCGUGGCCUGACAAUCACGGCGCGGCUCUUGCACCAGGUGUUGCAGAAGACCACUUCGCAGAUCCGGCUGCCGUGCAAGCCCUGCUGCGCAACGCCAUCAAUUUGUCCUUCUUCUCGGCCACGCUCGACGGGCUCAGCGACCACCUCUUGACGCUCAUGCACGGCACGCACAUCAGCGCUGCCGUGGCAGCCGGACGUGGACAGCAGCCCCAAGCGCACAGCAGACUGAGUCAGGCGGCCUGCGGCGUCACCGAAGCCGACCUGCUCGCCAUUGGGGCAGCAGGCGCCGACAGCCUGACGCCGUACGGAUCGACGGUGCCCGUGGGCCCGCACUGCACGACCUUCAGCCCGUUCAAGCCCGUCGUGCACGGCCGGGCGCGCUUCAUCAAGCUGACCAUCGUCGACAAGUUCGGGCAGGUGGCGCCGCUGUACCCGUGCGUGUCCCCAGCGCUAUCGCGUGGUUGGCUGCCUGGGACAUCGCCCCCCGUUGCCGACACGGUCGUGGCCGUGGAUCCGCCGGGGGCGUGCCAGUUCUUCCAGCUGCCGCUGCGCAUCAACCAGGAGGCGCGCCUCAACGUUUGGCCGCUGGUCACGGCCGCCCCCGCUGAUGGCGGGUCGGCCGCGGUCUCAGCUGGCGGCAACUCGUCGCGCAUCUCAGCCCUCACGGCGAAGCUAGCGGCUGACACAGCCUUCACAACGGCUUUCUUCGCUAUGCUGGCCGCCGCGCUCAGCAGUACGACAUCGACUCCAGCCGACUACGCGGACCUGGCCUUCCCAACGGUUCUGGGCCGGCCCUUUGCCCUCGUCGCCUUUGGCGUCGGCCUCGAGGUAGCUGCGCCACCGCGCAAGAACCAACCGCUGCUCUGCCCGGACCGCUCCUCCGCCAACGACCCAAACCUCACAGACUACCGCUUCCCCUACAAGGUAGGCGACGGUGACGCCGCAUUCGAUGGACUUGUCACCUACUUCACCGACAGCGGCGCCGGCACCGGCACCGUAAGAAAGAUGUACACCGAACUCCUCGUCCUGGACACCAAGAUCCCCACCGACGCCAUCAUCCAGCCCGCGCCAGGCGCUAUCUUCCAAGGGACGACAACAACAACCACCUACCCAACGCUGACGCUCUUCUUCCUCCCCGCCGACGCCACGCCCGCCGAACAACACGUCGCGCACCGCGGCCCUGCUCAAGCACUUUGA
Messenger RNA from Parathielavia appendiculata, 1551 nucleotides. RefSeq lists its product as uncharacterized. The transcript is spliced from 4 exons. Bases 1 to 1551 code for a protein of 516 amino acids. The record is from RefSeq and is a predicted model, not a curated record. Lineage: Eukaryota; Fungi; Ascomycota; Sordariomycetes; Sordariales; Chaetomiaceae.